This is a messenger RNA of Linum tenue, 3084 nucleotides long. The record is from the annotation of a GenBank genome assembly. Lineage: Eukaryota; Viridiplantae; Streptophyta; Magnoliopsida; Malpighiales; Linaceae.
AUGGUUUUCGUUAGAUCUCCCGACGGCAAAACCGUCGCUCUCGACGUGAACCCGAGAACCACUACUCUCUCCGCCCUCAAGCGCCACUUCGGAUCGCAAACCCUCAUCCCGUCCGCUCAUCUGCGCUUCCUUCUUCGCCGUCUUCCCCAAGUUUCUCCACCGGAGGCUGAGGAUUGCGACUCCGUCCUCCUCUCUCAAUUGGGCGUCACCCAAUACUCGACCUUGACCAUUCACGUUCCACUCUUCGGCGGCGUCGGGCAGCCUCCAGCGCCGCCGAAACCUCGUCUCGAGUUCCUCAACUCGAAGCCCCCGGCCAAUUAUGUCGCCGGUCUCGGUCGUGGUGCUACGGGGUUCACAACCCGGUCCGAUAUCGGUCCUGCUCGUGCCGCUCCGGAUCUACCCGACAGGUCGGCUACUGCAAUCGGUGCAGCGGCUCCUGGUGUGGGAAGAGGCGCUGGGAAGCCUGAUGAAGACGAAGAUGAAGAGGCCGAAGACAAGGGUUAUGAUGAGAACCAGAAGUUCGACGAAUUUGAAGGAAACGAUGUUGGGUUGUUUGCUUCGACGGAGUAUGAUGAAGACGAUAAGGAAGCGGAUGCUGUUUGGGAAGCCAUUGAUAAGAGGAUGGAUUCCCGAAGGAAAGACCGGAGAGAGGCCAGGUUGAAAGAGGAGAUUGAGAAGUAUCGAGCGUCCAAUCCUAAGAUCACAGAGCAAUUCGCCGAUUUGAAGAGGAAGUUGCACACUAUGUCUGCAAAUGAUUGGGAAAGCAUUCCCGAUAUUGGAGAUUAUUCGUUGAGAAACAAGAAGAAAAGGUUUGAGAGCUUUGUCCCUGUUCCAGACACUUUGCUUGAGAAGGCCAGGCAAGAGCAAGAACACGUUACUGCUUUAGAUCCCAAGAGCAGAGCUGCUGGUGGAGCUGAGACGCCAUGGUCGCAGACUCCAGUUACCGACUUGACUGCCGUUGGUGAAGGUAGAGGCACUGUUUUGUCUAUAAAGUUAGAUAGGUUAUCUGAUUCAGUUUCCGGAUUAACUGUUGUGGAUCCAAAGGGUUACUUGACUGAUUUGAAGAGUAUGAAGAUCACUAGUGAUGCCGAGAUAUCGGAUAUUAAGAAGGCAAGAUUGUUGUUGAAAAGUGUUACUCAGACCAAUCCUAAGCACCCUCCUGGCUGGAUUGCUGCUUCAAGGUUGGAGGAGGUGGCUGGGAAGAUUCAAGUGGCCAGGCAAUUGAUUCAAAAGGGUUGUGAGGAAUGUCCCAUGAACGAGGACGUUUGGUUGGAAGCUUGUCGAUUGGCUAGUCCUGAUGAAGCCAAAGCUGUGAUUGCUAGAGGAGUCAAGAGUAUUCCAAAUUCUGUCAAGUUGUGGUUACAAGCUUCAAAGUUGGAACAUGAUGAUGUGAAUAGAAGGAGAGUUUUGAUGAAAGGUCUUGACAAUAUUCCAGAUUCGGUUAGGUUAUGGAAAGCAGUGGUUGAGCUGUCCAAUGAAGGGGAGGCUAGGGUUUUGCUUCACCGAGCUGUUGAAUGCUGCCCAUUGCAUGUGGAAUUGUGGUUGGCAUUAGCUCGAUUAGAGACAUAUGCUAAUGCAAGGAAAGUGUUGAAUCGUGCAAGGGAGAAGCUAACUAAGGAGCCGGCUAUAUGGAUCACAGCCGCAAAGCUGGAAGAGGCAAAUGGGAAUACUACUAUGGUGGGGAAGCUUAUUGAAAGAGGUAUCAGAGCUCUGCAGAGAGAAGGGUUGGCAAUUGAUCGGGAAGCCUGGAUGAAGGAGGCUGAGGCUGCAGAGAGGGCAGGUUCUGUAACAACUUGUCAAGCCAUUGUAAGCAAUACAAUCGGUAUUGGAGUUGAGGAAGAAGAUAGGAAAAGGACUUGGGUGGCAGAUGCUGAGGAGUGUAUUAAGCGAGGAUCUAUUGAGACGGCCAGAGCUAUUUAUGCUCAUGCACUUAGCGUCUUUUUGACCAAGAAGAGCAUUUGGCUUAAAGCUGCACAGCUUGAGAAGAGUCAUGGAACUAGGGAAUCUCUUGAUGCCUUUUUGAGGAAAGCAGUAACAUAUACUCCACAGACAGAGGUGCUUUGGCUUAUGGGUGCCAAGGAGAAGUGGCUUGCUGGUGAUGUCCCAGCUGCUAGAGCAAUUCUCGAUGAAGCUUAUAAAGCUAUACCAAACUCCGAGGAGAUUUUGCUUGCAGCGUUCAAGCUCGAAUUCGAGAAUCACGAACCUCAAAGAGCUAGAAUAUUGCUCGGUAAGGCAAGAGAGAGUGGAGGUACAGAGAGGGUGUGGAUGAAAUCUGCAAUUGUUGAGAGAGAAUUAGGGGAUACUGAGAAGGAAAGGAUAAUGCUUGACGAGGGGUUGAAGCGAUUUCCUUCAUUUUUCAAACUGUGGUUGAUGCUCGGCCAGCUGGAGGAAAGGUUAGGUCAGCUGGAGAAAGCUAAGGAAGUUUAUGAGUUGGGGCUGAAGCACUGCCCGAACCGUGUACCUUUAUGGCUUUCUCUGGCUUGCCUGGAAGAGAGAAUGAAUGGACUGGGUAGAGCUAGAGCUGUGCUGACCAUGGCGAGGAAGAAGAACCCACAGAACCCAGAACUGUGGCUUGCUGCUGUACGUGCUGAAUCAAGUCACGGGAAUAAGAAGGAAGCUGACAACUUGAUGGCUAAGGCACUGCAGGAGUGUCCCAACAGUGGCAUACUGUGGGCAGCGUCAAUUGAGAUGGUCCCACGCCCUCAAAGGAAAAGCAGGAGUUCGGAUGCUCUCAAGAAAACCGAUCAUGAUCCGCAUGUUGUGGCUGCUGUUGCCAAGUUCUUCAUGCAAGAUAGGAAGGUUGAUAAAGCAAGAAACUGGCUGGGUCGAGCGGUCACAGUUGCACCUGAUAUUGGUGAUUUCUGGUCCCUUUUUUACAAGCUUGAACUGCAACAUGGUAGUGAAGAGACUCAGAAGGAUGUUAUAAAGAAGUGCAUUGAUGCUGAUCCGAAGCAUGGAGAGAAAUGGCAAUCGAUUUCAAAGGCUGUGGAGAACGCCCACAUGUCGACCGAAGCAAUCUUGAAGAAAGUGGUGGUUGCACUUGGGAAGGAAGAGAAUGCUGCUUCUGAAAAUAACAAAAACUAG